This is a messenger RNA of Vicia faba (fava bean), 1068 nucleotides long. The record is from the annotation of a GenBank genome assembly. NCBI's taxonomy places the organism in Eukaryota, Viridiplantae, Streptophyta, Magnoliopsida, Fabales, Fabaceae.
AUGCAAGGAUCCAUCACUUAUAUUUUAAUUUUUAGUUUUAUUUCACCUUGUCUAUGUACAAGGUUGAAUGUUGGAACCACAAAUGAUGUUUAUAAUGUGAUGCAAUAUGGUGCAAUUGGAGAUGGCAAAUCUGAUGAUACACAAGCAUUUUCAAAAGCAUGGAGUAGUGUCUGUGCAUCAAGUGGGAUGUCAACAUUAGUUAUACCAUCUGGAAAAUCAUUCAUGGUGACUGGAGUAAACUUUAGUGGUCCUUGCAAUGCCAAAAUUACCAUUCAGAUGGAAGGGCGAAUAGUUGCACCUUCUAAAGAAAAUUGGAAAGGUGGGGCGAAUUUGAUUACGAUGGAAUAUUUAAACGAACUUAUCGUUGAUGGCAAUGGCCAUGGAGAAGUCUAUGGGAAUGGUGGAACUUGGUGGAACUGCCCAACUUGUUUUCGACCUGGGGUGUUGUUUUUUCAUGCAUGCAAUGGUCUUAAUGUUCGUAACUUGAAGAUCACUCAUAGUCCACAAAUUCAUGUAUAUGUUAUGCAGUGCAAUGGUGCAACAUUCACUCAUGUAUCUAUUAAUUCUCCUGCUACUAGCCCUAACACUGAUGGAUUUGGCAUUUCUUAUUCUACUAAUAUUUUGAUACAAGACUCCGACAUAAAAUCCGGUGAUGAUUGUAUUGCCAUAAACGGCGGCUCCACUUUUAUCAAUGCUACUCGAGUUACUUGUGGACCGGGCCACAGGAUAAGCGUUGGUAGUCUCGGUAGAAAUAAAACUACGGAUAAAGUUUCUGAUAUUCAUGUACGGAAUUGUACUUUCACAGGAACUACAAAUGGAGCAAGAAUCAAGACAGUCGAGGAUGCAUCUGUGUCGGUGAGUUUUGUGACAUAUCGAGGAUUUACCGGAACUUCUGCUACCGAUGUAGCUAUUAGUUUAGACUGUAGCUCAUCUGGUUGUUAUGGCAUUGUAUUGGAAGAAAACAACAUUGUCUCUGCUCAACCAGGAAAGAAGACUUCGGCUUUUUGUAGAAAUGCUCAUGGAACUGCUACACAUACUAUUCCAAAUGUCCUCUGUCUUAUCAAAUAA